This is a messenger RNA of Canis lupus familiaris (dog), 1149 nucleotides long. RefSeq names its product complement C1q binding protein (gene C1QBP). Gene Ontology annotation, biological process: cytosolic ribosome assembly. Gene Ontology annotation, cellular component: mitochondrial matrix. The transcript has 6 exons. The record is from RefSeq and is a predicted model, not a curated record. NCBI's taxonomy places the organism in Eukaryota, Metazoa, Chordata, Mammalia, Carnivora, Canidae. Bases 85 to 909 code for a protein of 274 amino acids.
CCGGGGAGGAGCGGGACUUCCGGCGGCGCGCGAGCCGGGAUCCGGGCCUGGUUCGUCCUUCGCGCCCGCACGUGCGUUGCCGCGAUGCUACCGCUGCUGCGCCGAGUGCCCCGCGCCCUGGGCUCGGCGGUCGCCGGGCUCCGCGCCGCCCCCGCCCUGCCGCCUCCGACCCUGCUGCGGCCCGCGCCCCGGCCGUGCGUGCGGCCCUUCGGGCUCCUCCCUGUGCGCGCGGGCCUCCUGCGCUCCCGCGGGCCCUGCGGCUGCGGCUGCGGCUGCGGCGGGCUGCACACCCAGGGGGACAAAGCUUUCGUCGAGUUCCUGAAUGAUGAGAUUAAGGAGGAAAAGAAAAUACAGAAGCACAAGUCCCUCCCCAAAAUGUCUGGGGGCUGGGAGCUAGACAUGAAUGGGACGGAGGCCAAGUUAGUGCGGAAAGUAGCUGGAGAAAAGAUCACCGUCACUUUCAACAUCAACAACAGCAUCCCGCCGACGUUUGAGGGGGAGGAGGAGCCGGCCCAGGGGCAGAAGGCGGAUGAGCAGGAGCCUGAACUGACAUCCACUCCCAACUUCGUGGUGGAAGUCAUCAAGGAUGGUGGCAAGAGGGCUCUGGUACUGGACUGUCACUACCCGGAAGACGAGGUGGGGCAAGAGGAGGAGGAUGAGAGUGACAUCUUCUCCAUCAGGGAGGUGAGCUUCCAGGCCGUGGGCGAGUCGGAGUGGAAGGACACGAAUUACACGCUCAACACCGACUCCCUGGACUGGGCCCUGUAUGACCACCUGAUGGACUUCCUGGCCGACCGGGGGGUGGAUAACACCUUUGCGGAUGAGCUGGUGGAGCUCAGCACAGCCCUGGAGCACCAAGAAUACAUCACUUUCCUUGAGGAUCUCAAAGGUUUUGUCAAGAGCCAGUAGAGCAGCCUGACGCUGAGCGGGGACAGAUGGCGGGCCCUGGCCAGGGAAGGAGCCCGCAGUGAAGCAGGACGUGUCCCUGGAGAUGGCUUUCUUCCUGAUAUCAUGCAGAAUAAUUCAGAUUUAAAUUAUUUCCUUUGCCCUCUUAACUACUCUUCAUUUACUGCUUCUGUACGACUCUCCCACUCCUAGAUUUUUGUAUAACACAAUAACGGACAAUAAAACUGGUUUAUCUUCUCCCAA